CCAGCGCGAACGCAUCGUCGAUGCUGAACUCCGUCGCCAUAGGCUAUAGCAAUGGCCGGUCAGAGCUUGCCGACGUGAUGAUGGACACGCACUGCAACAGCGCACAGGACCAGUCAUCAUUCAACACCCAGUUCACAGCACUGAUGAGCGCCUCGACCACCCUCCGCAUUCUCUCCCUGCUGCUCUUUGCUGAGCUGUCCCUGUCCGCCACUGACCUCUACGUGACCCUGGGCUCCACCCUGGUCCUGCACUGUAUCCCGCCCAACUACACCGAGGUGGGGGAGCCCAGGUACUCGUGGACACACGUGCCCCUGCAGGACACCCUGGCACCCGCCCUGCACAGCAGCUCGCUGUCCAUCUCCAAGAUCGGGCCGAAGGACGCCGGGCUCUAUGAGUGUGUGACCGAGGGCUGGGUGCAGAGGUGGGGCGACGAGCGCAAGAUGAGGCUCAAGGCUGCUUUCUUUGUGCACAUCACAGAGAGCACAGACCUCCAGCAGGAGGAGCUGUUGGACGUCGAACGCGGGGAUAGCAUUACGCUUGCCUGCUCCUCCGCCCCGCAAUCCUCCAGUAUCCUGAUAACUUGGCACAGAGAAGUUCAGAGCGGGAAGGAGGAGCUUGACCUCGGGCUCGAGAGCGAGGGCGGAGCCAACGGGAGCAGGAGAAUACACUGGGCUCCUCCCAACUUGGGACCAUGGGCCAUCAAGGUAAACGACGUCACAGCGGAGGACUCGGGUGUGUACCGCUGCUCCUGGCAGGAACACGGGGUGCUGAAGAAUCACACCAUGGAGCUUGUGGUGAAAGCACCCACCCCGCAGCCUCCUCCCCGUUGCCACGGUUACACGACACCGUGGGAAACCUGCAAGGCCGAAAACAGCCGAUCCGGGAAAGCGAUCCUGGUCGAGUCGCUGACGGAAUUUUCGAUGCACCUCUACUCUCUGCUCAGCAAAUCAAAUCCCUCCUCCAACCUGCUCUUUUCACCAAUCAGCAUCGCCGGGGUGCUGACCAACCUGCUAUUGGGGGCCCGGGGUCAGACCAGAACGUCUCUGGAGCGCGCUCUCCACCUCCCUUCAUUCUUCUCCUGCCUCCACAGCGAGAUGAAGAACCUGCGGCAGGAGCUGAAGGAGAACGUGGAGAUCGCCUCGCAGAUCUACUACCACGCCGAGCUCAAGCUGGAGGAGACGUUCGCGAACCAGUCGGAAGUGCUGUACGGCUCCCGUCCGCAGCGGCUCAGCGAAAACGGCGAGCGCAACGUGGACAUGAUCAACGCCUGGGUGGCCGACAAGACGCACCAGAGGAUCAAACACCUGGUCAAGUCCCUGCCAUCCUCUGCCCAGCUCGUCGUCCUCAACACCAUCUACUUCAAUGGUAAAUGGCUGGUGAAGUUCCAGCAGAGGAAGGAGCUGGCCGAAUUUCUCACGUCCUCAGGGGACCUGGUGCCCGUCCCUGUGCUCUACAGCUCCAAGUACAAGAUGGCGCUGUCCUACAGCAAGGAGCUCGAUGCCCAGGUGGCGGCAGUGCCCCUAUCCGGCCAGGCCCGCCUCUUCGUGCUGCUCCCCAACACCUUGUCCUCCAGAGACCUUGAGGCGCUGGAGAGCAAGAUGGACGAGAGCAACAUCAGGGGGAUGGUGAAGAGCAUGGAGUCGGUCACGCCGGAGACGGUGGAGGUCACUCUGCCCAUAAUGAAGCUGGACAUUAGCACAGACCUCAUGGGCCUUCUGGAGGACAUGGGUCUGUCGGACCUCUUUGGAUCCCCGAACCUGUGCGGCCUGUCGGCGGAGGACACGUACCUCCCGUUGGCGCUCUCGGACGCCCAGCACCGCUCCUUCCUGUCGCUGACGGAGAGCGGCGUCGAGGCGGGUGCCGCCACCGCGCUCUCCUUAUCCCGCUCCUUCCGGUCCUUCUCAGUGCUCCGCCCCUUCCUGUUCAUGCUGUGGAGCGACCAGGCGAACUGCCCGCUCUUCCUGGGGCGGUUCAUGAAGCCCUGAGGGAGCCAGUCAAAGUGCAGGAGGGGGAGCCAAUCACGGGGGAGGGGCAAGGCAGGCAACCAAUCACAGGGAGCCAUCAGCUGCUGACGAUGGGAAUUUUGCGAGCAGAUACCGAAUAUUACACACAUAUCAGUGAGGGAAAGAGAGAAGGAAACAAUCAAACUAAAUUAAAACUCCUCUAGUUUCAUUUUAAGGGAAAAAUGAACCCUUUUUAAGAAUAGAAGGACGUGAUAACUCGCGAUACAAUACAGUGUUCCUCAUUUAAACAAAAGCGCAGUUGUGAGUUUUCACACUGACGCUUAUAUGGCGCAAACAGCUGCUAUCUUUCAAGAGACUCCCAUGUUUGAAAUGCUUCUAUAUUUUGUGAUUAAAUGCUGUUAAUUUUAUGUAGUAAAAGAUAAAAGAACCAGAACUUGCUCUGGA
Scleropages formosus (Asian bonytongue) is the source of this 2408-nucleotide messenger RNA. RefSeq names its product serpin peptidase inhibitor, clade G (C1 inhibitor), member 1 (gene serping1). The transcript is spliced from 10 exons. Gene Ontology annotation, molecular function: serine-type endopeptidase inhibitor activity. Gene Ontology annotation, biological process: negative regulation of endopeptidase activity. The record is from RefSeq and is a predicted model, not a curated record. Lineage: Eukaryota; Metazoa; Chordata; Actinopteri; Osteoglossiformes; Osteoglossidae. The coding region runs from base 21 to 1985 and encodes 654 amino acids.